Octopus sinensis (East Asian common octopus) is the source of this 2629-nucleotide messenger RNA. RefSeq names its product ATP-dependent RNA helicase DDX54. NCBI's taxonomy places the organism in Eukaryota, Metazoa, Mollusca, Cephalopoda, Octopoda, Octopodidae. Gene Ontology annotation, molecular function: RNA helicase activity; ATP binding; RNA binding. The coding region runs from base 74 to 2596 and encodes 840 amino acids. Gene Ontology annotation, cellular component: nucleus. The record is from RefSeq and is a predicted model, not a curated record. The transcript is spliced from 20 exons.
GAAUAUGAUCUGGUAGUUACACCGUUUCCGGUUAUCACACGUGUUUUGUCAGUGUUAGUUUUGAUUUCCCAUCAUGGGGCGAAAACUUAAAAAGAAACAAAUUAAAGAAGAAGAAAAAGAUUCGAAACCAGUAAUCGAUGUUGAAGACAUGUAUGAUGGUGAAGAACUCACCAUGGAGGAGGAAAGUUCUGAAGCACGGAAACUAAUUCAGGAACAAAACCGCAAAAAGAAGAAAUCUGGUGGUUUCCAAAGCAUGGGUCUGUCCCAGCCUGUCUUCAAAGGGAUCUUACACAAAGGAUACAAAAUCCCAACACCAAUACAGAGGAAAACCAUUCCUCUUUUGCUUGCUGGUAAAGACAUAGUAGCAAUGGCCCGUACUGGAAGCGGCAAGACAGCAGCCUUUCUGAUACCCAUGUUUGAACAGUUGAAGGCACACUCGGCCAAGGCUGGUGCCCGAGCCCUUAUCAUGUCACCAACCAGGGAACUUGCUAUGCAGACUUUGCGCUUUACAAAAGAGCUGGGCAAACACAUUGGUUUGAGCGCUGCAGUCAUUCUUGGUGGUGAUCGGAUGGAAGAUCAGUUUUCUGCCAUGCAUUCAUUACCCGACAUAAUCAUUGCAACUCCUGGCCGAUUCCUCCACGUAGUCAUGGAAAUGAAGCUGAAGCUGUCAUCCCUACAAUAUGUUGUCUUUGAUGAAGCCGACAGGCUGUUUGAAAUGGGAUUCAAAGAACAGUUAGAUGAGAUUCUUCGACGUCUCCCAGAAUCUAGACAAACCCUCUUAUUCUCAGCCACACUGCCAAAGCAAAUGGUCGAAUUUGCUAAGGCCGGUCUAAAUAACCCAACUCUAGUGCGAUUAGAUGUUGACAAUAAACUGAGUGACCAGCUGAAGACUGCUUACUUCUAUUGCCGUUCUGUUGAAAAACCGUCUUUGCUGUUGUAUCUUUUGAAAUCGGUUGUGAAACCUUUUGAACAAACCGUUGUGUUUGCUGCCACCAAACACCAUGUGGAACUACUGUCAAUGCUUUUGAACUCAGCCGACAUCAAGAAUACAUUCGUCUACAGUUCUCUUGAUGCUUCUGCUCGUAAAAUCAACAUUGCCAAAUUCCAGCACAAACGAGUCAACGUCUUAAUAGUUACUGAUUUGGCAGCAAGAGGCAUCGAUGUCCCUCUCUUGGACAACGUCAUUAAUUACAACUUCCCGGGCAAGCCAAAACUUUUCAUACACAGAGUGGGUCGAGUCGCACGUGCUGGUAGAAGUGGCACUGCCUAUUCUAUUGUGUGUUCCGAAGAAAUCCCUUACCUUAUAGAUCUCCAUAUAUUUCUUGGUCGACCGUUUCAGUAUGUUCCAGUUGAGGGAAAGAAGAAAGCAGAGGAGACAUCAGAUAAGGACGGUUUACUUGGCUCGGUACCAAGUUCCCUGAUCGAUGUCUGGCAGGACACACUAUCGCGGUGGCACACAGAAAACAUCGAUAUUCAAAAUAUGACGCAAGUCUGUGAAAAAGCCUACAAGCAGUAUGUCAAGACACGACCACCACCGGCUGGAGAGUCUGUGAAGAGAAUGAAAGAACUUGAUAAUGGAGCACUCAAUAUUGGGAUCCAUCCUAUUUUCUGUGAACAUAUAUCCAAAAAUGACCUGAAACGUGCAGAUUUUAUGAAUGCCUUACAUAAGUAUAAAGCCAAUUUGACGGUGUUUGAAAUUUGUGCCAACAACAAAAGUACGAAACAGCUGGAGAUGAUGAAAGAGAAGAGGAGACACCACGAUCGUACAAUCAAGCGGACCAUCACCAAGAAGGAAGACAAGAUCGCCGAAGAAGAGAUGAUGAAGGCGGAUGCUAAUCCAGAAAGUUCUGUAACAGCUGCUAAUGAUGCUGUUGAUGAAGCUAACAUUGAGGAUGUUUUCAGCUCUGUAGUUGUGUCAAAACCAUCAAAGAAGGCUUUUGUGAAAAAGAUGAAGAAUGCAAAAUCUGCAAAGUCAGUGAAAGAUGAAGAGAACUAUGUUCGAUAUUGUCCUGCUGAUUAUAACAGUGAGAAGUCCCUUAACAUUGAAAACAACUUUCAAAACGAGGCCACAGCAUGUGGGUUUGAGGUUACUGGAGACGAAGUGAAUCAAAUGCAGAAGAUGCAGUAUAAAAUGAAAUGGGAUCGGAAAAAGAAGAAGUUUUUAUCAAAGAAUGCUGUCCUGAGCAAGGAACCAAAGAAAGUAAGGACUGAGAGUGGAGCCUUAAUUCCAGCAUCAUACAAAUCCAACUUUUAUGAACAGUGGAAGAAGCACAACAAGAUAGAAGAACAAGAAGAUGAUGAUGAUGAUAAUGAUGGUGGUGGAAUCAUUCCAGCCAAAAUGGAAACGGAAUCUGCCACUGCUGAAGAGAAACACAUAAAGGUGUUUGGUUUAAACAAAAGACGAAUGGGCAAACCUGAUGAAGACGCUCCAAAUGCUUUAGGCAAUAAGAAACGGAGAUUCAAAAAUAAAGAGCGGAAGAAUGCUCAGCAGAUCCUGAAGAGUCGCCGAGUAAAGGCACAGAAACGGUCGUACCAGAAGUACCGGCAAGGAGAGAAUUUGAAACGCAAGAAGAAAAACAAAAAAAAUUCAAAAUAAUAGUAAAAAAUUUAAUAAAAGAAAUAAAUAAAA